This is a messenger RNA of Dermochelys coriacea (leatherback sea turtle), 5021 nucleotides long. It is a transcript of the gene DECR2, whose product is annotated as 2,4-dienoyl-CoA reductase 2. Gene Ontology annotation, biological process: fatty acid catabolic process. NCBI's taxonomy places the organism in Eukaryota, Metazoa, Chordata, Testudines, Dermochelyidae. The record is from RefSeq and is a predicted model, not a curated record. Gene Ontology annotation, molecular function: 2,4-dienoyl-CoA reductase (NADPH) activity.
GGGGCGCAGGCGCGAUGCGCUGGAGGCGAGUAAGAGACCUAGUUCCGGCUCAGCCGCUCACGGCGGGUGCGAGUGCAGGGAAGCCAUGUCCCAGCCCGGCUCCGCUUGCCAGCCGCCGCCGGACGUUGACACAGAUGACUGUCUCCAGGACUAUUCCUACCUCUUUAGCCCGGAGAUCCUCAAGGGCAAAGUUGCGUUCAUCACUGGAGGCGGCUCUGGGAUUGGAUUUCGGGUAGCGGAGGUUUUCAUGAGGCAUGGCUGCCGUACAAUCAUUGCCAGCAGGAACUUGCAGAGAGUAACUGAGGCUUCAAAGAAGCUGGAGGCUGCUACUGGUCAGCGCUGCCUGCCUCUUUCUCUAGAUGUCCGGCAGCCCCAAACCAUCCUGGCAGCGGUGGACGAGGGUAAAGAGUUUGAACGAAUUGACAUCGUUAACAAUGCUGCUGGUAACUUCCUGUGCCCGGCCAGUGCUUGCUUCAAUGCCUAUAAGACAGUGAUCGACAUUGACACCCUUGGCAUCAAUGUCUCCAAAGUGGUCUAUGAGAAAUGCUUGCGGGACAAUGGCGGGGUUAUAGUUAACAUCACAGCGACUUUGAGCUACAGAGGACAGGCUCUCCAGGUGCAUGCUGGGACGGCCAAGGCGGCUGUAGAUGCAAUGACCAGGCACCUGGCAGUGGAGUGGGGGCCCAACAACAUCCGUGUCAACAGUCUGGCACCAGGCCCCAUUGCGGGCACCGAAGGAUACCGGCGGCUCGGUGGUGCUCGUGCAGAAGCGGACAGCUACCUUGAUACAGUGCCCCUCCAUAGGGCAGGGAAUAAGACGGAGAUUGCCCACAGUGUGCUGUACUUGGCGAGCCCCUUGGCAUCCUAUGUGACUGGCACAACCCUGGUGGUGGAUGGGGGGAGCUGGCUGACCUCCCCUAACAACUUCCCUGUGCUGUUGGAUCAUUGGACCAUGGAGGUGAAGAAAGACAAAUGAUGGAUGACCAGGGACUGACAGGAUACUGAGCAAACACUAGGGCUUUGGACAUCCCUCUGACAUAGGGUCAGGGGACAGCCAUGACCUUGCUGAGGCAAAAGUGAAAAUGGCACAGUUGAAGAUUCAGUGUUCGUGUCUCACCAGUGCAUCAUUGUACUACAGAUGCUGGAAGAAGCAAGAGGUUCUGGCAAUUGGGGAAAUGUGUAGCAGGCAGUUUGGGCUAUAGGAUAAGCACCCAAGCCAAAUGAUCAAAAGAGUGGUAGUGAAAUAGUGAAUUUGGACAAUGGGAUCUUAAUAGUGUACUUUUCAAAAUCACCACUGAAAUGGAUGGGGCAGUUCACACCUCUCAAUCUGUGGUUUCAGGCUGCCUGCACACUCAGGCAGACAACACAUCAGUUAUGCUCAAUUCACAUUUGAAAGAUGAGUUCUUAUGGUUGCAAAGAAAAAGAAGCUUUGCUGUUUAUUUGAGCUUUGCUGCAGGAUCAGGAUUCUGUAUUGUGCAUGGGGCCCUGACUGCGGCAAUUAGGGUAUUCUGCACUUGAAAUACUACAGAGGUACAGCUGCAGUGGUUCCAUGUACACAACAGCGAUGGGAGGGGUUCUCUCAUCAGCUGAUGGAAUCCACCUCCUGUGAGGCAGGAGCUAAGGCAACAAGAGAACUCUGCCAUUGAUCUAGCGUCGUGCACACCAGGCUUAGGUUGGCUUAACUGUGUCGCUCAGGGGUGUGGAUUUUUCACACCCCCUUGAGAAACAUGGCUAUCCCGACGUAGGUUAUCAGUGUAGACCGGCCCUAACAGACAGUAACUGGUCCUGCUGCCAUCCUGUGGGUUAGGUCUGGAUUAUCAGCCCCAUUUCACGUGUGAGGCUAUGAGGCAGAGAAAGAGCGGGAAAGCAACUUGCCUAAGGUCACUCAAGACGUGAGUGUCAGAUCCAGCAUUAGGACUCCCUGAGCAGUUCCUGAUUCCUAGCCCUUUAUUUAAACAGCUAGAACACAUGGGACACAUCUGGCUCAGGAUAAAGAGGUUAUAACAAUGGGAGGUAACUAGCCAGCCAGUGGCUUGUCCUUGCUCUGACUGACUUGGUAGCAGUAGGUUUCGAAUUCUAGUUGUGGUUCAGCACCCAGAGAGAAGGGAAGCACCUUGAAGGAGAGGCCCAUGAGGAUGGUUUCUUUGCCUGCCUGUAAUGGGUCUUUGCAGGAUCCCGUAUGCCUGUAAUACAUCAGCCCUUCGGAGGGCUGAUCUAGCAAUGGGUUGUAUCCCACAGAAUAUUCUAGCUUUUUCAGAUCUAAAACUGACUAUUUCUUUUCUGGUUGCCCCAAAUCUUCCCAAAUGUCCAAAAUCAGAGAGGGAGAUUUGAAACAAGCGUAUCCUGCAUCUGACCCAGUCUCCACUAGCUCUGAGAUUUUCCCAAAAGUCUCCUAGGCCCAGAUCCACAAAGCUAGUUAGGCUCCAAACUUCCACAGAAAGCAACAGAAGUUAGGAGCCUAAAUACCUUCAUGGUCCUAAGCCCUGAUCACUCUGUGCCUCAGUUUCUCUGUCUGUAAAAUGGGGAAUGAUGGUAGUAGGCUACCUCUUCAUUGUAUUGCGAGGAUUAACUCCUGCCUGUAAAAUGCUUUAAAGAAGAAAUCGUUAUCUAAGGGCAUGGCUACACUUGCAGAUGCAGAGCGCUUUAAGUUAAACCAGCCUUCGUAGAGAGCAGUAGGGAAAGCGCUGCAAUCUGUACACACAGACAGCUUCAAGCACACUGGCGUGGCCACAUUUGCGGCACUUGCAGCGGCAUUGGGAGCGGUGCAUUAUAUGCAGCUAUCCCAGCAUGCAAGUGACUGCAACGUGCUUUUCAAAUGGGGGUGGCGGAGUGGAGUGUGACAGGAAGUGUGUUGUAUGACUGUGGGGGGAGAAAGUGGGUUUUUGGGGGGGCUGAGAGCAUGUCAGCAUGGUGUCUUGUAAGUUCAGACAGCAACAAACCCAUCUCUCUCCCCCUGGCCUCUCUCUCUCCUACACAGCAUUCCACACUAAUGGUUGCUUUGUUUCGGAGCAGAUAAGCAGCCGGCUGUCAGAAGUGGAGCUUUCAAAGGGCAUUUCUGCAUUCCUGCAGCGAUUCAAAAACAAUUACAAGAGUGGUCACUUGAUUUAAGAGGAUUAUGGGAUGUUUCCGGAGGCUGAUCAGAGCACAGAAAAGCAACACCUCGUUCACACUGGUGCUGUGGUGCUCCAGCAGGGGCGCAGCAAAUGUUAUUCCACUCGCCGAGGUGGAAUACCAGCAGCGCUGUAACCGCGGAGUCAGAGUGCUCUACGUGCCUUGCCAGUGUGGACGGGUAAUGAGCUAGUGCGCCCGGGGCUCCUUUAUUGCGCUGUAACUCGCAAAUGUAGCCAAGCCCUAAGUUAUCCUAGGUUUGUGUCCAGCAUGCGUUGCUUCUGAGUCCCAGCCUCUCAAGCUAUGGCUCAGUACAUCAGACCUUUGUAUAUCUGUGCAGUACUCAAUGGUAGAAAAUGAGGUGAAAUUCACCACAGCCAGAAUCAAUGCAGCAGUGUCAAUGCUAGCUGGUCUCUAGUCUGGCUGCAGUUAGCAGGGCUCUGAGACAAUGCAGUCAGACCAGCUUGUGGAGCAGCUCAGAACUGGAUGAGAGCUGAGACAGAGCCUUUAUUGCUGCUGACUGAUGUAUUUGAAAACCCCCCCCCCCCCGCCGCCUGUGAUUCUGCUGAACACAAACUACCUUGUGCCACAGAGUAACUGGAAUGCCAGUCUACCAAAUGCCAGAGGUAUUGCUUCACCAGUGCUAAAUUUCUCAAAUAUACUCCUGUAAUCCUUGAGGGUGGAGGAUUCCCACUGUGCACUGGCACAGUCCUUCUUGUUAAGGAACUGAACAGAGCCAGGAAAUUCUCUCCCUAACAGUGGUGCAAAUUUGAUCAGAUACCACUCAUCAUUGCACCAUAGGCAGCAGCCCCUGAAUCAGUCUGUGAACCCAGAGAGAACCACAGGGUCUCUGUCCAGCAGCCUCUGUAAAGAACCCUAUUUACAUCCAUUACAACAGAGUCCUGUCUCUUCUGUGUUGCUACAGGCAGUACAAUCAUUAGGUAAAUCCAGGGCUGGAUUUUGGUGCCCAGCAGGAAUAGAUCCUUUCUAAAUCAACAAAUCAGCUGAUCCUCCACUACCCAGUGCAUGCUAGCACUGCACCAUAGAAUAAACUAAAUGCCGUGCAGAAGGGGUGUGAGUGACUCCUAGGAAGGAUUUGGCACAGGGGUGAACAAACUUUUUGGCCUGAGGGUCACAUCUGGGAAUAGAAAUUGUAUGGCAGGCCAUGAAUGCUCACAAAAUUGGGGUUGGGGUAUGGGAGGGGGUGAGGGCUCUGGGGUGGAGCUGGGGAUGAGGAGUUUGGGGUGUAGGAGGGUGCACCAGGCUAGGACCAAAGGGUUCAGAGGGCAAUAGGGGGAUCAGUGCUGGGACAGGGGGUUGGAAUUUGGGAAGGGGUGCAGGUUCCGGAUGGGGGAGCAGGCUCUGGGGAUGGGGGUUUGGGGUGCAAGAGGGGGAUCAGGGUUGGGGCAGGAAGUUGGGGUGCAGGCUCCAGGCAGCACUUACCUCAAGCGGCUCCCAGAAGCAGCAGCAUGUUCCUUCUCCACCUCCUAUGCAGAGGCACAGCCAGGUGGCUCUACGCACUGCCCCGUCUGUAGGCACCGCCCCUGCAGCUCCCAUUGGCUGUGGUUCCCGGCCAAUGGGAGCUGCAGGGUGGCACUUGGUGUGAGGGCGGUGUGCAGAGCGAAGGCCGAUGGCUGCCCCUAUGUGUAGGAGCUGGGGGAGGGGCCAUGCUGCUGCUUCUGGGAGCCACAUGGCAUGGUCCCCAACCCUGCUCCCCGGCUGAAGCGCCAGAGCGGGGCAAGACCAAGACCCCACUCCCCAGCGGGAGUUUAAGGGCUGGAUUAAAACAGCUGGCAGGCUGGAUCUGGCCCACCCGCCAUAGUUUUCCCACCCAUGAUUUAGCAGGUCCAUGCCACCCUCUCACUGCUAGAAAUAACUUAAUCUGUUUCUAAUUUUGUAAAAGCUUGUUUUAG